Histoplasma capsulatum G186AR is the source of this 3948-nucleotide messenger RNA. Its product is annotated as GAS2 domain-containing protein. Bases 1 to 3948 code for a protein of 1315 amino acids. The transcript has a single exon. NCBI's taxonomy places the organism in Eukaryota, Fungi, Ascomycota, Eurotiomycetes, Onygenales, Ajellomycetaceae. Gene Ontology annotation, molecular function: microtubule binding. The record is from RefSeq and is a predicted model, not a curated record.
AUGGCUGAUGAUCCGUUCUCUCUGACUCCCGCCCUCCGCCUCCGCCCUUCCUCAAACAUUGGAACUCCUUCCCGCUCCUCCCCUCGGUCGCCGACUCCUUGCCGCUCCCGCUCUCCAGAUCCAAAUGCCACUUCGUUAGUCUGCACUUUGGAUCCAUUGCUUGCCAAUCUUUCACCAGAAUCUACUCUCGCGGCAUUAGCAGCCACCGAUGCCAUGCGAACAAAUGGAAAGACUGCGGAGGGUAUUCUUGCCAAAGCCAUUGCCGAAGCCUCAAGGGAUGAGCGUGCUUUAGCCGUCCGAGCUGCAGUGGCUGGGCAGAAUUUGAAACAAUGGCAUGCAGAGGUGUUGGCGUGGGAGUGGCCACGGAAGCAAGAUGCUGUCGCCGGCAAGGGUUUUAUCCCGCCGAAUAACGGUCGAGUUUACAUUGGUGAUGGUGAUGAUGAUGAUGGCUGGGAAAAGUACUUGGGCUGUCUUCCGGCCGCCAUUGUGGAGCAGCACGAGGAGAGGAUUGACGCGAUAAAAGCUGGGAUGAAGGCGUUGGAUGUGGAGGAACUGAAGGAACAUGUCCUCAACGCACAUAUCCCCUCUCGAUCCCGACCGUCAUCUUCGAAUAGCUCCUGGUCCACAAACACGAACACGCUGAGCUAUGUGCAACUCAGUGAUUUCACGGCAGUAAUAACAGCUAACAUUCUCCAGGCACUACCAUACCUCUCCAAGUUGAAUAUUCUCCUCAAUAUUUGGGAUGUUCGUAUCACCGUCCUACACCAAGUCCCCGAGCUACUGGCUGGUCUUGGGAACACAAAGAGGGACAUUUAUGGCGCAUUAGAUCGAUUAAAAAUAAGAUUGUUACCAGAACUGGACAACCCCCUAUUUUCUAAGACCUCGUUUGGAUCGGCUCGUCACAGGCUGGAAAGCAAGGUAUUAAUCGUGGGAAGUAAGAUGGAUCGCAUUCUUGAUUCUCUCGAAGGCCAAGAAGAUGUUCUCCCAGAUGUUUGGAUUGACGAAAUGGAAGCUAUUGAAACUGCGUUCGCCACUUGGGCUUUUGAAGCGGGGAAAAUGGCAUCCGAAAACGAUUUUAAGCGAUCAAUCCCGCCGCUGCCUGAAUGUUCGAUGCAGUCAAGCGAGACUGAAAUGCCUGAAAAGGCUAGUCUAGGCAACCCAACAACGCAGAGUUCUACUUCUUUGCUUGGGAACGAUCGAAAAGACAAAGAUGAUAAUUCCGUGGAAGUGAUGGAAGAUCGAAGUAUCCAUAUCGAACUUGAGCUGCCCACUACACCCUUCCAGACUGACCCAGUCCCGAAUGAUGAGAUUUCUCCAGAGCUGAUGGACGUUCAGCGGACUCCUCCCCCUUCGUCUCCACUGAUACCUCAAGUCCAACGCCCAGGGAAAGACAUAUCCCAAGCGGGCACCCAAAGUACUCAUACAGCGGUUUCCAGCGAAACGGAACUCACACAGGAGAGUCUGAAUCCUACACACAGUGACUCAGACACUUCUUCAGCGCUACCUUCUACGCCUACAACUUCUACUACCCGAGAAGAACUAACUAGCCUGUCGUGUCCUGGCGCCGCUGAACCCCUAAUGAACCAGCAGAGCAUUGAUGAGUUGCCAGAAAAAGCCGCUCAACUAGUUGAAGACCAUGCUUCUGACAAAACUCCUGGGACUGGGAAUUCUAAUAAGCCCAGUUCAGUGUUAAUCGAAACUCCCGAGAACAGUCCAGAGCCUCCGGAUAACCCAGCAGAACAAAGCUUGGCUGAAGAGACCAUAGGUACCAAUCAGUCCUUCCCACGAUCGCCGUUGCCGUCUCAGAAUGCCGAUCCAGCUUCCCCGCAGUCGCCAGAACCGAAGGCAUCGCCUGGCCAGCGCAGGCCUUUUAACAAUACUGAUUUAUCGACAUCCUCUUCGCCCACGACGGCUGAGUUGGGUCCCUACAAAGCUACGAAGAACAAACCAGAGGCCCUCAAACUGGAAACAAUAGUUCAACGGCGAGAUUCAAUUGUUUCCAGUGCUUCAACUCCUGGUUCUGGGCUUUCGUAUAUCUCCGACCCUGAGAUUAAGGAUGCUCAAGUAGCAACAGCUCAUGGCAGCCCCGUCGUAGUUGAAUCUCCUGGUGGCUUCCUCGCAACUGCGUCGAAGGCUCCCUGGGCUCUUGGACCGGGUGGAAAUAUGCUGUCGCGCACAAAAUCAGCGGAAUCAAAUAGUGGAGCAGCUACAUCUUCUCGCCCUCCAGCGCAGCGGACCAUGAGCCUGCCUCUUGAGCGGUUUGUGGAUGGAGAUCCUCAGGCUGUUCACGAAAUGGAUGAUCCCAAUGAAUCAAACGACAAACAGGAAGUCAGACGGGCAUCCUCUGCAUCUAUCGAGGUUUCACCAAAAACUGAAUUGCUAAGUAUCGUGGUCUCUAACAGGCUCAGCAUGGGACCCACAAAUGGGCCGAAACCAGCGCCAAAUCUUCGCCGUUCUGUUUCUUCUCUCGCUCUAUCAUCCAUAAAUCGAAUCAGCAAUAUCUCUAGAGGCCUGCACCCCAACUAUCCCCGUGGACUACGCCUAUCAACUUCGUCAGAUUCACUCCCGUCUACUGCUGAGGAACAGUCACCGUCAGUGCAUAUUUCAGACAGUAAAGAUAAUAUUAUCCCAUCUCCAGACACACCUACCCCACCUCCAAUCCUUCCGCGCAGAUCCAGCAAGCGAUUUUCUCGGCUUCUCAGUCCAGUCACAUCUAUUUCAUCACAUAAAGAGAGAAACACACUACCAACUACCCAUGGUGCUACUCUUUCUAGAGACGUGGCUGCCAAUUCUGUGAUAUCACCUUCCUUUAAUGCCCCUAAAUCGCCCGAAGAUCAAUUAGAAGAGAAGAUCAACUCCAUACUUACCACAAUUCCCACCCGAAUCCACCUAGUGUCAACCCCUGAUCGUUCGAAUGGUAUAAAAACUACCAAAAAGGCCCCUCGUGCUUCGGAACCUUCGUACUCAACCCCGAGAAAUGAUCGCUUGGGAUCACAAUCCCCAAUGUCAAGCCGCAGCACUACCCCUACGCCAUCACUCACUCUGACACCAGCCUUUGGCCGUUCGCGACGCCCGCACACACAUCACGAUGACGAAUCUGCAGUGAGAUUGUAUCAUUUACACCGCGGAGGCAAAGCAGCCCCUCUCAAACUCUUCGUCCGCUCAGUUGGUGAAGAUGGGGAAAGAGUCAUGGUGCGCGUCGGCGGUGGAUGGGCCGAUUUAGGAGAAUAUCUUCGGGAAUACGCUGUCCACCACGGUCGACGAAACGUCUCAGACGCGAAAUUCGAAGUCCGUGGCCUUCCCAACAACAACAACACCUCGCCCAACUACACACAGAACAAACAUGCCCCAGUCCCCAACACCGGCCGUUCCACCCCUGUAUCCCGCCCUGGCUCAGCCUUUGAUAUCCGCCCCUCAUCCUCGCUCAACAUCCGCAAAACCCGCCGAUCCAUGGCAAACCCCGCCGAACUCCCGAACCUAACAACAGCAAAUAUCGAAAAGGCCUCCGGAGGAUCCUCCGACCCCAGCAGCAAUGGAAGUGGUGGGCCACUUUCCUUCUUCUCAUCUUCUCGUCGCAGACUCUCCACCUCCUCCAACGCAUCCAUGAGCGUCGCCUCCACAUAUGGCGGCGAAGGCCAACAGUACGCCUCCACGCCCCUCGGCCUCGCAGGCCCGCAUCCCAAAUCUAGACAAGUAUCCAUUAGCCCGGAGAGCGAGGCGUGGGUGGAAAAUGUUGUCGGGCGCGCCCGACGCACCUCUGCGACGUUGAGACCUGAGCGCUCCUACGGGAACCUCAGGCGGUUUCGACCGAAUGCUUUGCAGGAGGAUGCUCUCCGAGACCGAACUGAGGGCCGAGGCUAUAGGAGCGUUAGUGAUGUAGGCGGCGGUGGCGGUGCAGGAAAUAAACGGGUGUAUCUUCGUGGGUUGGAUAGAGGGAGGGUGGAAUGA